AUGUCAGCGUGCUGUUCAUUCUUCGUUGGGCUCUUUCGCAUGCUGUACGACAAGUGGAAGGUGGUCAAUUGGAUCGAGAGACCCCACACGAGCAUACUGCAACGCAUGGAUGAAGUGACGACGCUGGCAGCGAAGGAACGCUGCUACCAACGUCAAGGAAACGGCAGCAAGAAAGGAAAGCUUGGAUCUGAGCGAGAUACCAAAAAGGAAAGACCUAUGCAGCAGAAGGACAAGGGCAGCAACAUGGACAAUAUAGAACCAAGCGAGCUGACGCCAGAUGUUGGCGUGGAGCAUGGAAGUGCUGGGCCAUCCACCCUCACCGACUCCAUGCUACCAACCUCAGCAAUGCUCCCCUUGACUACGACAUCUUCCAUUGAUCGAGACGACAGUGGUGAGGGGGAAAACUCUGGAUUAAGCCGCACAAGGGACACCGGACAACUACCUCCAAGGGGCGGAGCGGGCAAGAAGUUCCAGGCAAAGGACGAGUGGCGCAGGGCUGGUGAUCGGUUCUAUGGGUUCCUGGAAUCUGGGAUGAAAAGAGCCAAGGGGUGGCUGUGGAAGAGAGAGUAG
Molecule: messenger RNA, 570 nt
Organism: Fonsecaea erecta
Lineage: Eukaryota; Fungi; Ascomycota; Eurotiomycetes; Chaetothyriales; Herpotrichiellaceae
Exons: 1
Coding region: 1-570 (189 amino acids)
Source: RefSeq, a predicted model, not a curated record